AUGGGAAUUACCGGCCAUCGAAAUCGUCUGGUCUCUCACCGCUCACGCCGCUCACCGCUCGCUUUCUCUUUCCGUCAGAAACCAGCAAGGUCUGCUGGUACUGCUUCCGGACAGACCAGCUCACGAAGACGCACGAUGAAUCCUAACAAGAGACCGCCACCAUCCUCUUCGACAGGGACGUUCGAGGGAGGCGAUGCUACGAAGCGAGCGCGCGAUCAUCCCGACAAGAUCCUUCGGCCUGGGCAGGAGCAGCCUGGAAACGUGCUCUUGGUUCGAGUUACAGACAUCGUCCAUCCGGUGACGAUCCUCGCACUUCAGCAGAUUUUUUCCAGGUUCGGGAAGGUGGAUAAGAUUGUCAUGUUCGACAAGGGCUCCGGCUCACAAGCACUGGUACAGAUGGCGAAUGUUCACACGGCUAUGAGCGCGCACGAAGCCGCGGACAUGCAGAGCGGUCCGUACGGUAGUAUUCCCUUCUCUUCCGAGAGGAGCCCUGGCGGUUUCGGGUCCAUGGGCAUGGGUGGCGGCGUUGGUGGUGGUGGUGGUGGUGGUGGUGGUGGUGGUGGUGGCGGCGGCGGUGGCGGCGGUGGCGGGGCAAGGGCGAUUCCCCACUCUGGACGACCCGGCCGGGGGGGCGGGACGGGCGGCCCGGGCGCUGGCGGCCUUGGUGGCGGCAGCGGAGGAGGUCAAGGGAGAGCGGCGGCGGGGCGGGGCCCACCGCUGGGUCCUGGCGGCGGCGGCGGCGGCAGUGGGCUAUUGCAGGCACCCAUGCACCGGCAAGGCCCCAUGUUCCUGCACGACAAUGGGAACUAUCGAUCCCAGAUGAGGUUCCGCUCGUCUGAUAAAAAGCCGACGACCAAUGCAGCGCCCGGAGGCGCAAUCAAGCCGAGGUCUCGUGUUCCUCGCCUCGAUCCUGUCCAAAUUCAGGCACUAACGGCAGCGGCGGCCGUGGCAAAGAAAUCGGUCCGGCAGCCCAAGUCGGAAGAGAAUGUGGAGGGCAAAGAGAGUGGCAGCGAAGCAACUGUAGUAGCGGGUAGGGGAGGUGGCGGUGGGGACGGCAAGACCUUGUCCGGUUUCGUGAAGGAGGGUGCGGGAUCCAGCGGAGGUAGCGGCAACAAGACCGCGAACAAGCGGGAGGCCGCGGAAAUGCUGGGGCCGGACGCUACCGAACAGCUGGCUGCGGCGACAGCCAAGGUGUUUCUGGAAAAGAGGACCAAUAAACGUGAGGCGGCAGAGAUGCUGGGCCCCGACGCGACGGAUCAGCUGGCGGCGGCGACGGCGAAGGUGAGGGUUAGUGACGACGGGGACGGCGAAGACGCUUCGUUGUCGGCCGGAAAGGACGUAGAGGCGGGCGACAGCUCGGAAAAAGCGGGGAGCCGGCAGGACGAGAGUAAGCGCAAGGCAUGCGCGGUAGAGGGUGACAACGAGGGUGAAAAGGGUAGCGGGAAGCGAACGGCCGGUGCUGGCGGGGGCAGUGUAGGAGAAGAAGCCCCGGUGGAAGGCGUGGUGACCCGGCGAGGGGGGCUCAGGAGCGGAAGCACGGGGGGGGGGAAAGAUUUCCCGCCAGAGGACAAGACAAAGGCAGAGGACGUUGCGCCAGAAGAGAAGACAAAGGCGGACGGCGUUGAGGUCGCGGAGGGAGAAGACCCUUCAAAGUCGCAGGAAACCGGCGAGGAGAAGGUUGAGGAGGCUGCUCAGUGUGACGGCCCGACCGGCAACGCAGAAGAAGGGAAGCAAGCGGAGAACGUAGAAAACGACGGGGAAACUGAGUCCGAGCCCGAAGUAGAGGCUGGGGGGGGGGACAAGGAGAAAGAGGAGGAGGAGGAGAAGCUCGAAGCCGGCGACGAAGUAGACGACAAGAGCAAAGGAGGGGAUGAGGUUGAAGGCGGCGAGAAGCAAGGGGAAGGGGAAGCCGGCGAUGGGGCCGAAGGAGAGACUAAAGUUAAGGUCGAGACGGAGGACGAUGCCGAGGCCGAGGCCGAGGCCGAGGGCGAUGGCGGUGGCAACCAUGAUGAUGAAGAUGACGAAGCCGCGGGAGACGGAGAAGAGGAGAGAGUUGACGUUGGGGCUUGGGCUGCGGCUGGUCCGGUUGCUCGGUCUCCCAUUGUCAUGGUGCGGCACGUCGACACGCUCGAGGUUAGCCCGGGCGCCUUCUGCCACCUGUUCGGGCUGUACGGUGACGUGAUGAAGGUGAAACUUGUUGCCAGCCGAGGGAUGGCGCUCGUGCAGAUGAGGUACCCCGUCCAAGCUGCCAACGCCCAGCGCCUCCUGGACCAGACACCGCUCUCCGGCAUGACGAUAGAGGUCAAGCCGUCCAGCCAGUGGACUAUCAACGACCCAACCGCUACAGACUUCAGCGGGGUCCAAGGGUUGCACAGGUUCAGUACGACCCCUACACCAGAAGACAAGCGCUACCGCGACUCCCUGUCGCCGCCGUGCCCUACGCUGGUGGUGGACAACGUGUCUCCAGACGUGACGGCGGAAACCAUCACCUCCAUUUUUGCGAAGCAUGGGGCGGUGUCUUCCGUAGACCUCGACACCCAUGCCAAGGCCCCGUUGGACACGGCAUCAGCCCUUGCAAGCACCGGGGGUAGCAACGCUGAGCCUACCAAGCCUUCGGUGCAGGCCCUGGUGCACAUGGAAGCGGACGGGAAAGUCCGCGCAACGGAAGCUGCAGUGCACGCGCUCAUCAUGACCCACAACCUCACCUUGGCGGAGCGCAGGCUGCGUGUAUCUUUCCUGAGCGGAGAGCACCAUAUCGAGAAGUAAAGUAAACCAAGUGGUAUUGCUGUAAACGGAAAUGGAGAGCGGAUUGAAGGAUGAACUGAUGGAGACAACGGCGGCGUUUGAUUGGUAUACAGUGGGGAUAGAUCGGCAUGAACUUCGAUUCAGUUUGCUUCGGUUCAUGUCGUUGGACCUGUGGUCUCAACGCGGCUUGUAAGGGAUGGAAGCCGCGUUCUUGGCACGGCGGUAUUCUGUUCUUCUAGCCUCGGCAGUGUUCUUGAUUUCAUGCGCGCUGUCGGUGUGGUUCUGGUGCGCACACGAAUCCCGGCACCUUUGCGUCAAUGUCAGUCUUGUGAGGAGAGAACAGAUUCGCCUGUAGCGUGUAUAUCACUGAUCAUGACAUUUUGCUAGAAGUUCAUUUAGUAUCUAAAUAUCAAGGUGUUUGAGGAUUCCCAUGAAAUCCUUCCUAAGUUUUGCACUCGAAUGCCGAUGCAACCAACACCUAGAGGAAUUAUUAUGUUGGCACACGGGUGGAUGAGUGAUGUUGUGGGUUCGAGUGCUUGUACACGAUUCGUUAUGUGUUCCAUGAUUCCGUCGGCUUCCAUCCAGCAAACCCUGCUAAUUCUAACGCAAAUCGUGGUGCGGAGGUACUUCGAAGUACUUAGACGUUUUGAGGGCCCGAGUGCCGAAAUUCGAAACUGGUGUUCGCUGGAUUCAUAAUCGUGGGGCUGGUGAACGUAGUUGUUUUGAUCCACUCAUCGAAGAUGGAGGUGAUACACGCGUGUGAAUGGCUAGCAGCGGAGAAUCGGAUAAUAUCACGCGAUGACAU
Messenger RNA from Ectocarpus siliculosus, 3550 nucleotides. NCBI's taxonomy places the organism in Eukaryota, Phaeophyceae, Ectocarpales, Ectocarpaceae. The record is from the annotation of a GenBank genome assembly.